This is a messenger RNA of Pristis pectinata (smalltooth sawfish), 2085 nucleotides long. RefSeq names its product phosphatidylinositol 4-kinase type 2 beta (gene pi4k2b). Gene Ontology annotation, biological process: Golgi organization; phosphatidylinositol phosphate biosynthetic process; endosome organization. Lineage: Eukaryota; Metazoa; Chordata; Chondrichthyes; Rhinopristiformes; Pristidae. The transcript is spliced from 9 exons. The coding region runs from base 179 to 1693 and encodes 504 amino acids. Gene Ontology annotation, cellular component: plasma membrane; lysosomal membrane; endosome. The record is from RefSeq and is a predicted model, not a curated record. Gene Ontology annotation, molecular function: 1-phosphatidylinositol 4-kinase activity.
UAUUAUGUCACCCGUUCGGGCCCUUGCUCGCGCGUAGCCCCUCCCGGUCUCGAGAGCAGGUGUUGCGCGUGCACGGCUGUUGGCCGUUCGGCGCGAGCGCUGCGAGCGGUUGCAGGUGAGAGCGGGCGCGCGGGGGAUAUGUGCCGCUCCGCCCCCCUCAGUUGCAUCACGGAGGCGAAUGGACGGCGAGCCGGCGGCGCUCGGGCGUGUGCCGGAGAGCGGCGGGGACGCGGCCCCCGUCCUGGAGCUCGGAGCCGGCGGCGAUGCUGUGCCGGCGCUGGAGUGGGUGGUAGAAGAGGAGGAAGCAGCAGCAGUAGUAGUGGCGCCGCUGCGUUUCGGCCGGGCUGCCGCGAACCCAGGGGGAGCCGUCCGCUUCCUACCCCGCCGGGAGGCUGAGGGAGCCGGCGGGUUGGAACUGGGCGACUCGCCGUCCUCUCCGUCGCUGCUGCUGCUCUACCCGGAGAAGGAGCCACUGCUGAGCUGCCCGAGCCCGCUCGACGAGCAGCCGCAGAGCCCCGGCUGGCCGGGCACCGAGCUCAACCACUUCCCAGAGGAUCCGGAGUUCGCCGACAUCGUGCUGCGAGCCGAGCAGGCCAUCGAGAGCGGCGUCUACCCGCAGCGCAUCUCGCAAGGGUCGAGCGGCAGCUACUUCGUCAAAGACGCCAAGGGGAAAAUUAUUGGAGUUUUCAAACCAAAAACAGAAGAACCUUAUGGGCAAUUAAAUCCCAAAUGGACAAAAUUUUUCCACAAGAUCUGCUGUCCGUGUUGUUUUGGCCGUGGUUGUCUCAUACCUAAUCAAGGUUACUUGUCAGAAGCUGGUGCUUACCUUGUAGAUGAAAAACUGGGAUUGGGAGUUGUACCAAAAACAAAGGUAGUUUGGCUUGCAAGUGAAACAUUCAACUAUAGUGCAAUAGAUCGAGCAAAAUCCAGAGGAAAGAAAUAUGCUUUAGAAAAAGUGCCAAAAGUUGGUCGCAGGUUUCAUAGGAUUGGACUACCUCCCAAGGUUGGCUCCUUUCAGCUCUUUGUAGAAAAUUACAAAGAAGCUGACUACUGGCUUCGAAAAUUUGAAACCGACCCAUUGCCAGAAAAUACUCGCAAGCAGUUUCAGUCCCAGUUUGAGAAGCUGGUGAUCCUAGAUUACAUCAUCAGAAAUACAGAUAGAGGAAAUGAUAACUGGUUAAUGAAAUAUGAAAAACCAGCAAACAGAACAGAGUUUUGUGAUAAAGACUCUGAAUGGACACAUUGCAAAGAACCUAUCAUUAAAAUUGCAGCCAUUGACAAUGGAUUGGCAUUUCCAUUUAAGCAUCCUGAUGAAUGGAGAGCUUAUCCAUUUCACUGGGCCUGGCUUCAUCAAGCUAAAAUUCCUUUUUCACAGGAGACAAGAGACUCUGUCCUUCCCCGAAUUUCAGAUAUGAAUUUUGUUCAGGAUCUCUGUGAGGAUCUUUAUGAACUCUUUAAGACUGACAGAGGGUUUGAUAAAGCUACUUUUGAACUACAGAUGUCAGUGAUGAGAGGACAGAUUUUAAACCUUACUCAGGCACUUAAAGAUGGAAGAAGUCCAAUUCAGUUAGUUCAGAUGCCUCGUGUGGUUGUGGAAAGAAGUAGUUCUGGAAGUCAAGGCAGGAUAGUUCACCUGAGCAAUGCCUUCACCCAGACAUUUCACUGCCGAAAACCUUUUUUCUCAUCUUGGUAAUGAAUGUAUAAAUAAAUUUGUUGGCCUUUUAAAUGAUUUCUAGCUACCUGUUUCAUACCACUGUAAAUAUGCAAUAAGGUGACAGUGAAAGGGAGCAAACUUGAAUUCCAUAUGUCGCCUUUUAAAAUGCAAGAAAAAGGUGGAAGUUAUCUACUGUAAUUGCCAAAUAUAGUUGCUUUGGUGUAAUUCAUCAGAUGUUAGAUACUGAAAGUAAAGUUUACAACUUUUGCAGAGUUAAAACUUGAGCAAUUUUUAGUGUCAGGGAACAUGAACUACUGUCUUAAUGUAUUUUUAUAAGAUCUGCAUUAAAAUUUUCAAAUGGUAAUGUAUUAUAUUAUCUGUGCAGGGGUAUUCUAUAGGGAAUUUCUUGAAUAAAGAUGUUUGUGUUUAUA